GUCAGGCUUGCUGUUUGCAGCAACUGUAAGAGACAGUUUGAGAAAGACAUAACAACAGAGCCUCCGGUAACCCGUAUUCGGGACGCAUAUACGAGCUCUUUGGUCGUCUCCUCUCAGCAUAGUCCACCAUCGGUUGAAUCGAAAUUGGUCAACUCCCGUUUAUCUGCUGCCUUUCCUUGAGCUGGUUCCGCGAUGUCGCUCUAUCCACAGACGACGACAUAUACCCAGAUGCCCUACCCAGCCCAGGGCUAUGGGGCAGCCGUCCCGCCUCAGCCCUCGUACUACCCGCCUCCCCCCGCUCCUCAGCCGGUCUUCCACCUCGACCCCAACAUGUUCCGACGUGACUAUAUGACGAGGCUGGCUAACUUGACAGUUAAUUCCAGACCGAUCAUCCAGACCCUCUCGUUGAUUGCGCAGGACUAUAGUCGCUAUGCAGAUGUCGUCGUGCAAUGCAUCGAACAACAUAUCCGAAGGGUGCCGCCGUGGAUGAAGUUACCAUCGUUUUACUUGUUGGACGCCAUAUCGAAGAAUGUCUACGAUCCAUACGCCCGCCAUUUCACCCCGAUCGUCGUUCGUCUAUUCCUCGAUACUUAUGAGGUCGUCGACCAACAGACUCGAAGCAAGAUGGAGGAGAUGCUGUUGACUUGGCGGACAGCUUCCCCUACCGGCCGAGAGCUCUUCGGGGUCGUCUCUCAGCUUGCGAUCGAGCGUCACAUAUGGGGAGGCGAUUCUACUCAGAAUGCUCAGUCCGGUAGUCGUGACAGCGGAUCUAUCUCACAAGCACAAGUCCUAAGCGAACUUGAAUUCGUUCUCGGCCAGAAGGAGCGGCUACUGCUAUCCAGCCCCCAUGACGACUUGACCAAACAUCAUAUUGGUAUACUUCAGCAACUUCGUGGAAUGGUGCAAGUAGGCGUGCCUCAACGAGAUCUUCAAGCUAUCCUCACCCAACUUCGAGCUUUGACGACUCCAUCUCCGCCUCCGGCGCCCGCUCCUCAGCCGUACGGUGCACUCCCAUCCUACUCUCCGCCUCCCUCCAUCACCGGCCGCGUGAUUGCGCCACAGCCUCCUUAUCAGUCUCAGCCGGCAUACCCUGUCAAUUACGAGCAACCUAAGCAGGAGGCAAUGGAUAUAUCUCGUUUCCUUCAUGCUGCUGCCCCCGUUGCCUCGACUUCGACUACCCCGUCUGUGUCGAUGCCUGAUAUUAGCGGGAUUUUCAGCGCUCUCUUAAAGGCUGGUGUGGUCUCGGCUUCAAGCACAUCUACUGGCGCUGGCGCAAGCUCGAAGCACGAAGAACCGAACGAGCCUGCGGACCCCGAACGUCAAGCGCGACGAGCGUAUCGGAAACUAAUCCUGUCGACGAAAAUCAAAUUGACAAGCUCUGAUGUCACCAGACAACGUCCGAGAAUCACCGACAUAUUGUACGACCGUUUGCCUACGCAAUGCAAGCAAUGCGGCUACCGGUUCUCCGACAAUUCCGUUGGCAAGAAGUUGUUCGAGGAGCAUCUCGACAUGCACUUCCGUCAAAAUCGCAAGGCGACGCAAGCAGUCGGUCGCGGGCACAGCCGAAGCUGGUUUGUCAGCCUGGAGGAUUGGGUUAGCGCUGACUCCGGUGAUAGCAAGGGCAAAGGUCGUGCCGACGGUCGGACGGUCAGUUCCAAGGCUGUGGCUGCAAAAGAAGCUGCAAAGCGUGAGGCUGAGCUGAGGGCGAUGUUUGUUGUCGUACCCCCUGGCGAUGAGGCGAAGGCGAUAUCAUGUCCGAUCUGUAAGGAGCCACUUAAGUCUGAGUUCCUUGAGGACGACGAGGAGUGGGUGUGGCGAAAUGCUGUAAAGAAGGAUGAUAGGAUUUACCAUGCAACAUGCCAUGCGGAGGCAAUUGCGUCGAAAUCGAACUUAGCCGUACGUUUACUGGGUGAGGGGACGAGCCGUAGCAGGUCGAAGACCCCUGAGAAGGCGACCCCUCCGAGAGCGCACGCGACAUCGAACGGCGAGUUGAGGCAGUCCGAGACGCCAACGCCGUCGAAGCUAGCAGGUAUGAAGCGUAAAGCUGAAGACGAUCACGCUACUGCUGUCAAGCACGAGGGCGAUGGGCCACAGGCAAAGCGAGUAGCGACAUAACGUCCGCAGAGUUCGCGAUCUCUGCUUGGUGUCGAUAUCGUUGGACUCGAGCAUGCAUCACCGCCUACAUUGGAGCACACAGCAUACAUGGACCGCUCGCAUACUUUAUACGUUUCUUUAUUGUUGAGGUUUUCUGCGCAAUGUAUCAUGACUACACACGUGAAUACCAAUACAGCAUCGUUAUAGAUUUACUCGA
This is a messenger RNA of Dichomitus squalens LYAD-421 SS1, 2311 nucleotides long. RefSeq lists its product as uncharacterized. NCBI's taxonomy places the organism in Eukaryota, Fungi, Basidiomycota, Agaricomycetes, Polyporales, Polyporaceae. The transcript has 7 exons. Gene Ontology annotation, cellular component: mRNA cleavage factor complex; cytoplasm. Bases 193 to 2115 code for a protein of 640 amino acids. Gene Ontology annotation, biological process: termination of RNA polymerase II transcription. Gene Ontology annotation, molecular function: mRNA binding; RNA polymerase II complex binding. The record is from RefSeq and is a predicted model, not a curated record.